Messenger RNA from Rhinopithecus roxellana (golden snub-nosed monkey), 5412 nucleotides. It is a transcript of the gene PPFIA2, whose product is annotated as PTPRF interacting protein alpha 2. Gene Ontology annotation, cellular component: presynaptic active zone. Gene Ontology annotation, molecular function: protein binding. Gene Ontology annotation, biological process: synapse organization. Lineage: Eukaryota; Metazoa; Chordata; Mammalia; Primates; Cercopithecidae. The record is from RefSeq and is a predicted model, not a curated record. The transcript is spliced from 31 exons. Bases 297 to 4040 code for a protein of 1247 amino acids.
ACCGAGCUCUGCUUCCCAAAGCAAAAUUUGUAAUAUGCCAUUUUUCCGAUGGACGCUUCUCCUUUUGGCUGCUGACGGAGCCACGGGAAGAUGCCGAGCUCCUGCCACGCCACCGGGCCGGGGCACGUUCCGGGAGGGCGCCGGGGCACGCGUGUGUCUGAGCUACCUUUCUCCUCCCGUUGCUAGGGAAAUGGUCCAGGAGUGCUGGGUGUGAGCCUCCCUUCUCCUCAAGCCGGAGACUGCGGUUGUCAUUGAUCAAUUGAAGAAGCAAGGACCCGAAAUCACAGACAUUAGCAAUGAUGUGUGAAGUGAUGCCCACGAUUAAUGAGGACACCCCAAUGAGCCAAAGGGGGUCCCAAAGCAGUGGCUCGGACUCAGACUCUCAUUUUGAGCAGCUGAUGGUGAAUAUGCUAGAUGAAAGGGAUCGUCUUCUAGACACCCUUCGGGAGACCCAGGAAAGCCUCUCACUUGCCCAGCAGAGACUUCAGGAUGUCAUCUAUGACCGAGACUCACUCCAGAGACAGCUCAAUUCAGCCCUGCCACAGGAUAUCGAAUCCUUAACAGGAGGGCUGGCUGGUUCUAAGGGGGCUGAUCCACCGGAAUUUGCUGCACUGACAAAAGAAUUAAAUGCCUGCAGGGAACAACUUCUAGAAAAGGAAGAAGAAAUCUCUGAACUCAAAGCUGAAAGAAACAACACAAGACUAUUACUGGAGCAUUUGGAAUGCCUUGUGUCACGACAUGAAAGGUCACUAAGAAUGACGGUGGUAAAACGGCAAGCCCAGUCUCCCUCAGGAGUAUCCAGUGAAGUUGAAGUUCUCAAGGCACUGAAAUCUUUGUUUGAGCACCACAAGGCCUUGGAUGAAAAGGUAAGGGAGCGACUGAGGGUUUCUUUAGAAAGAGUCUCUGCACUGGAAGAAGAACUAGCUGCUGCUAAUCAGGAGAUUGUUGCCUUGCGUGAACAAAAUGUUCAUAUACAAAGAAAAAUGGCAUCAAGCGAGGGAUCCACAGAAUCAGAACAUCUUGAAGGGAUGGAACCUGGACAGAAAGUCCAUGAGAAGCGUUUGUCCAAUGGUUCUAUAGACUCAACCGAUGAAACUAGUCAAAUAGUUGAACUACAAGAAUUGCUUGAAAAGCAAAACUAUGAAAUGGCCCAGAUGAAAGAACGUUUAGCAGCCCUUUCUUCCCGAGUGGGAGAGGUGGAACAGGAAGCAGAGACAGCAAGAAAGGAUCUCAUUAAAACAGAAGAAAUGAACACCAAGUAUCAAAGGGACAUUAGGGAGGCCAUGGCACAAAAGGAAGAUAUGGAAGAAAGAAUUACAACCCUUGAAAAGCGUUACCUCAGUGCUCAGAGAGAAUCUACCUCCAUACAUGACAUGAAUGAUAAACUAGAAAAUGAGUUAGCAAAUAAAGAAGCUAUCCUACGGCAGAUGGAAGAGAAAAACAGACAGUUACAAGAACGUCUUGAGCUAGCUGAACAAAAGUUGCAGCAGACCAUGAGAAAGGCUGAAACCUUGCCUGAAGUAGAGGCUGAACUGGCUCAGAGAAUUGCAGCCCUAACCAAGGCUGAAGAGAGACAUGGAAAUAUUGAAGAACGUAUGAGACAUCUAGAGGGUCAACUUGAAGAGAAAAAUCAAGAACUUCAAAGAGCUAGGCAAAGAGAGAAAAUGAAUGAGGAGCAUAACAAGAGAUUAUCGGAUACUGUUGAUAGACUUCUGACUGAAUCCAAUGAACGCCUACAACUACACUUAAAGGAAAGAAUGGCUGCUCUAGAAGAAAAGAAUGUUUUAAUUCAAGAAUCAGAAACUUUCAGAAAGAAUCUUGAAGAAUCUUUACAUGAUAAGGAAAGAUUAGCAGAAGAAAUUGAAAAGCUGAGAUCUGAACUUGACCAACUGAAAAUGAGAACUGGCUCUUUAAUUGAACCCACAAUAUCAAGAACUCAUCUAGACACCUCAGCUGAGUUGCGGUAUUCAGUGGGAUCUCUAGUGGACAGCCAGUCUGAUUACAGAACAACUAAAGUGAUAAGAAGACCAAGGAGAGGCCGCAUGGGUGUGCGAAGAGAUGAGCCAAAGGUGAAAUCUCUUGGGGAUCAUGAGUGGAACAGAACUCAACAGAUUGGAGUACUAAGCAGCCACCCUUUUGAAAGUGACACUGAAAUGUCUGAUAUUGAUGAUGAUGACAGAGAAACAAUUUUUAGCUCAAUGGAUCUUCUGUCUCCAAGUGGUCAUUCCGAUGCCCAGACUCUAGCCAUGAUGCUUCAGGAGCAACUGGAUGCCAUCAACAAAGAAAUCAGGCUAAUUCAGGAAGAAAAAGAAUCUACAGAGUUGCGUGCUGAAGAAAUUGAGAAUAGAGUGGCUAGUGUGAGCCUCGAGGGCCUGAAUUUGGCGAGGGUCCACCCAGGUACCUCCAUCACUGCCUCUGUUACAGCUUCAUCACUGGCCAGUUCAUCUCCUCCCAGUGGACACUCAACGCCGAAGCUCACCCCUCGAAGCCCUGCCAGGGAAAUGGAUCGGAUGGGAGUCAUGACACUGCCAAGUGAUCUAAGGAAACAUCGGAGAAAGAUUGCAGUUGUGGAAGAAGAUGGUCGAGAGGACAAAGCAACAAUUAAAUGUGAAACUUCUCCUCCUCCUACCCCUAGAGCUAUCAGAAUGACUCAUACUCUCCCUUCUUCCUACCACAAUGAUGCUCGAAGUAGUUUAUCUGUCUCUCUUGAGCCAGAAAGCCUUGGGCUUGGUAGUGCCACCAGCAGCCAAGACUCUCUUCACAAAGCCCCCAAGAAAAAAGGAAUCAAGUCUUCAAUAGGACGUUUGUUUGGUAAAAAAGAAAAAGCUCGACUUGGGCAGCUCCGAGGCUUUAUGGAGACUGAAGCUGCAGCUCAGGAGUCCCUGGGGUUAGGCAAACUUGGAACUCAAGCUGAGAAGGAUCGAAGACUGAAGAAAAAGCAUGAACUUCUUGAGGAAGCUCGGAGAAAGGGAUUACCUUUUGCCCAGUGGGAUGGGCCGACUGUGGUCGCAUGGCUAGAGCUUUGGUUGGGAAUGCCUGCGUGGUACGUUGCAGCCUGCCGAGCCAACGUGAAGAGUGGUGCCAUCAUGUCUGCUUUAUCUGACACUGAGAUCCAGAGAGAAAUUGGAAUCAGCAAUCCACUGCAUCGCUUAAAACUCCGAUUAGCAAUCCAGGAGAUGGUUUCCCUAACAAGUCCUUCCGCUCCUCCAACAUCUCGAACUCCUUCAGGCAACGUUUGGGUGACUCAUGAAGAAAUGGAAAAUCUUGCAGCUCCAGCAAAAACGAAAGAAUCUGAGGAAGGAAGCUGGGCCCAGUGUCCGGUUUUUCUACAGACCCUGGCUUAUGGAGAUAUGAACCAUGAGUGGAUUGGAAAUGAAUGGCUUCCCAGCUUGGGGUUACCUCAGUACAGAAGUUACUUUAUGGAAUGCUUGGUAGAUGCAAGAAUGUUAGAUCACCUAACAAAAAAAGAUCUCCGUGUCCAUUUAAAAAUGGUGGAUAGUUUCCAUCGAACAAGUUUACAAUAUGGAAUUAUGUGCUUAAAGAGGUUGAAUUAUGACAGAAAAGAACUAGAAAGAAGACGGGAAGCAAGCCAACACGAAAUAAAAGACGUGUUGGUGUGGAGCAAUGACCGAGUUAUUCGCUGGAUACAAGCAAUUGGACUUCGAGAAUAUGCAAAUAAUAUACUUGAGAGCGGUGUGCAUGGCUCACUUAUAGCCCUGGAUGAAAACUUUGACUACAGCAGCUUAGCUUUAUUAUUACAGAUUCCAACACAGAACACCCAGGCAAGGCAGAUUCUUGAAAGGGAAUACAAUAACCUCUUGGCCCUGGGAACUGAAAGGCGACUGGAUGAAAGUGAUGACAAGAACUUCAGACGUGGAUCAACCUGGAGAAGGCAGUUUCCUCCUCGGGAAGUACAUGGAAUCAGCAUGAUGCCUGGGUCCUCAGAAACAUUACCAGCGGGAUUUAGGUUAACCACAACAUCUGGGCAGUCAAGAAAAAUGACAACAGAUGAUGGCGUCUUUUCAGUCUACUCUACCUAAAGUGCACUACCAUCUAAGAAGACAAGCAGUGAAAACCUUUGUGAAAACUGAAUUCUAAGGAAAUAAUGACGUCAUGACUUAUUAAAGCUGAAAAAUGUGAUUUUUGGGGGGAGUCAGAUAUUACAUUUGAUUAGUUUACUACAAUUGUAAUAAAAUGCUUAAGUCAUUUGAAUAAUAAACAUCAUCUACAUCAUAAACUCUGUACAACAGAUGCUUUUAUGAAAUGAAGCCAGUUGUUUUUCAUGUUUUAUUGUAAUAUACUAGGCAUUUAUGUAUUACUGUGCAUUUGUUUUUAAAUGUGUAAGUCUUAUGUAAAUGGAUAUAAAUAUGAUUUUUUAAAAAAUAAAAUAUAUGGUUCAUGGAGUCUCGAGUGCAAACAUUUGACAAUUCCAAGUACUGUUUGUAUUUUACCAUUCCACCAUUUUUACGGUUUUUGAAUUGUUAAUAGUCAAAUCAAUAUGUUUCCUUGAAGCAUGUUUCAUGCUUCAACAUGUUUCUCCUUCAAGUCUGUCAAUACUUAAAGCUGAACAACCUGCCUCUGAUCAUGUGAAAAAGAAUGAUUUAACCUGGAACCGGAGCCAAAAAUAGAGCUUUAAAGGCAAUCAGGGAUGUCCUAUAUCUUUAGAAAUAGCACUGUGAUGGCUUGAUCUCCUUUUCAAUACAAUACAAAGCCAAGCUGUUUACAAGAGUCAAAAGCAAUUAUUUAAAAAUUUAUAUUAAAAAACCAUAAUCUUCUCUUGUUACCUGUGGACCAAGAAAAAAAACAAAAAACAAAAAACAAAAAACUUCUUUACUAAGAACCACAUGUUCAUUCAAAUAUCUUGAACUGCCAGCCAGUACUGGACAGCAAAUGUCAACCACUGCGGAGUCUGAGGCUCAUUUCCACUAGAGAAAACAAAACCCAAGAUACCUUUCCCUUUUGUCAAUGUAACUGGGCAUUAGCCAGACUCAUGUCUAAUGUUAUAAGCUUUUAGCCGAGAUGGCCUUGUUGUGACUUCCCUGAAGUCAGUUUUAUCAGAGGAAAUAAUGAAAGACAGAAUGAUUAACAUAUAUAGUGUAUAAAAGUAUAGAAGAGUAAUCUCUUCCCUGUGGCUUUAUUUGGUGGUGUUACUGUUGUUUAUUCUUUGUUUAUAUGGGAGAUUCAAAGUAAAGCCUAUUUAAUAAUACCAUUUAUCUAACUGCUGAUUUUCUGCUGCUUGAUCUUAUUAAGCGCAAGAUCUGUCAUUAGUAAUUUCUUUUCUGUAUUUUAAUUUGCUAUGUUUGCACGUACAUUACAUUUGUUUUGAUGUCUAUUUUUAUUUAACAGAUGCAGUCAAAAGGUAAUGGUAACAGAAACCCUUUCCAUUGUCAAUAAAAAAACAAAAUACUUCCA